Molecule: messenger RNA, 1365 nt
Organism: Pedinophyceae sp. YPF-701
Lineage: Eukaryota; Viridiplantae; Chlorophyta; Pedinophyceae
Source: the annotation of a GenBank genome assembly
AUGUCGGACAACCUGGACGUCUACGAUACGUUCGCGGCGGCCAUCAAUGCGACAAAGACAGCGAACGAUGCCUCCGAUGACAGAUUCGCAGCCGGAGGCUUCUUUCAUCUACCUGCGGCCUCACGGAAGCGCACAGCAACAGGGGGCAGCAACCCUGCGCUCGCAGGCCUUCGAGUCGGCGACAUCGAGGUCUCGCUCCCCAUCACGAGCGACACCCUGGCCGCGCUCGAUGCCGUCGCGGAGGCCGCGCCGUGCGGCCAGGGCAUGCAGACGCUGGUCGAUGAGGCGGUGAGGCGUGCACAGAAAAUCGACGGCGACCAGGUCACGCUGUCGGCGCCGCUGCAGCGCGCGCUCGAGGAGGAGGCGCAGCGCCUGGCGCAGAAGAGGCUCGGGGUCACGGGCGGCGUGCGCGCCAGCCUGCACCAGAUGUGUCUGUACACCCCCGGGGGGCACUUCGCGGAGCACCGCGACACGGAGAAGGAGGCGGGGAUGUUCGGGACGAUGGUGGUGCAGCUGCCGACGGAGGCGGGGCACGAGGGCGGGCGGCUGAUCGUGAGGCACGGCGACCAGCGGCGCAAGUUCUGCGGCCCAGCGGCGCCCGGGGCGCGCGAGGCGGUGGUGUGCGCGUUCUUCGCGGACUGCCUGCACCGGCUGACUCCGGUGACGGCGGGGCGGCGCGUGGUGCUGGCGUUCAACCUGGUGCGCGACGGCACAAGCAGCUCCGCCGCAGUGCGCGGCGAGUGCGCGGCGGCGCGCCACGCCCGCAAGUGGCGCGAGAGGCUCUCUCGGGCGGUGGAGGCGUGGACGACAGAGGGCGGAGCGCAGGACCGUCUUGUGGUGCCGCUGGGCCACAUGUACACGCAGCUGAGCCGGCCGAUGCGCGCGACUGACCUGAAGGGCACCGACGCGGACGUGGCGCGGAUGAUGCUGGGCGUGGAGGGCCUGGAGGUGGCCCUGGGGUGGGUUGAAUGCACGGAGCGCGGCGUGCCCGACGGGGACCCCGGCAACCCCAACGGCUGCCAGUACCCACGCGGGUAUGACAUUGAUGACCCGGAAGACGGCUUCGUGGACUACGACCACCAGGAGGGGGUGACGGGGCCCGAGGUGGACGCGCUGGGCAUGGAGGACGUCAUCGACACUGAGUGGAGCAUCAAGUGGACCUCGCUGCGGGACGGAGCCACGAGGAGCGACCACGGAGACAUCAAUGACGAGAGCGACGUGCUGCCGAGCGCGAGCGGCGACGACGAUUACUUCCUGGGCGAUGCGGUGGAGGCGACGUACUCGGGAUACAUGGGGAACUGGGGGCCGGACCUGACGCGUGUGUACCGCCGCCUGAUGCUUGAGUUGCGUCCGCAGGACGUGUAA